Messenger RNA from Pleurotus ostreatus (oyster mushroom), 1245 nucleotides. RefSeq lists its product as uncharacterized. The transcript has 2 exons. NCBI's taxonomy places the organism in Eukaryota, Fungi, Basidiomycota, Agaricomycetes, Agaricales, Pleurotaceae. The coding region runs from base 1 to 1245 and encodes 414 amino acids. The record is from RefSeq and is a predicted model, not a curated record.
AUGUUCACUUACAGGAUCUCAGCUCUUUUGUUCAUUUUCGGCCUCCUUCUCGUCUCCCUCGUAGAUGCACGUCCCCUCCACCCCCACCGCCGUCGCUCUACUUGCCGCCCCAAGACCUCUGCCGUCGCACCAUCAUCUACCAUCGCCGUUGUCGCCGCCACCCCAUCAGCCGUCAAGGUUGUCGCCAAUGAUGAUGACGUGACCGAGAAGCCUUCCACAAACACCAAAGUGGACGCCCCCAAGGCUGCUCCUUCGGCAACCCCCGUGAAGUCGCAGCCCGCUGAUAAGACUGAGGACGAUGAAGACAACGACACGGUCUCCUCCAAAGCCCCCUCCUCAACCUCCUCAUCCGCAGCCCCAGCCAAGACUUCCGUCAAGUCUGAGCCAACUCCCGGCAAGGAACUUUCAUCCAACGCCCUGUUCCCCGUCUCCGGCUUCUCCAAGUCAUGGUCCACUUCUUCCUCUGCCCCCAACUCCCUCCCUCUUUCGGAUUCAACCCUCAGGCCCACGCGUCUCCUCUCCGCCCUCUCCCACGACUACGUCUCCGCUCCUGAUGGCAAGAAGGGAAUGCGCGCCAACUAUCCCAAGGGCUCUUACACCUUCACCCACAAGCCCCAAGGUGGCUUGUCCUUCUACGCUUUGGGUCCCCAGAACUUUGGACUUGAGAACGCAAAGGAGAUCACCUUGGGCUACCGAGUCUUCUUCCAGAAGGGCUUCGAUUGGGUCAAGGGUGGCAAGCUUCCUGGUAUUUACGGUGGUGAUUCAGAUGAUGAGGCCAUCAGCUGCUCCGGUGGCAGACGCUCUACCAAGUGCUUCUCCGCUCGUCUCAUGUGGCGCUCAGGCGGCCAGGGAGAGUUCUACACUUACCUCCCUCCGUACACCAUCCCUGAGUUCUCUGCCAACAAGAAGCAGUGCUCCGUUGCGCCCCAAAGCGACUGCAACCCGACCUACGGCGCGAGUGUUGGUCGCGGCGCAUUCCACUUCAAGGACGGAGGAUGGACCACCGUCAGCGAGCGCGUCAAGCUCAACGACGCGGGCAAGGCCAACGGCGAACUUGAACUCUUCGUUGAGGGCAAGAGCGUCAUUAGCGUUUCUGGUUUGAUGCUCAGGGACGGCAACGCUGGAAAAUUCCGUGGCAUUCAAAUGCAGACAUUCUUCGGAGGCUCCAGCACCGACUUCGCAUCUACUAAGGACCAAAGCGUGUGGUUCUCUGACUUCUCGAUGGCUAUUCUCGAAACCUUCUAA